AUGUCUGCGAAGCAAGGUGACCUGGACAUAGGAACACCGACCGACCCAUCGAACGACCGACAUCGCUCUCAAUCUAACUCGUCGAUGAACUUGGUCGCAGGCAAACGACGACGCUGCGAGUUUGAAGACUCGGUAUCUCGUCCGGAGCCAUCAACGAAACGACGACUUCUUGAUCGCUCUCCGCCCCUUCUGCCCGUCCACGCAAGUCCAAGCACAAGUCAAAUCGCAGUCGCGGAACAGCUUCCCUCACCUAAAGUCACUAAUUCAUCCAAGGGCGAUCAGCAACUUAGUGAAUUUCAUUCGAACCCACCGCUGUCCCAGAGUCCUCCGACCGAACUUCGUGGCGUUGCGAAUCCAACCUCCGAAGAACCAUGUACAUUUCUUGAAAGUGAAACUCAAGAUUGGCAAAUCCGUAGAUGGGUUUUAGCAACUGAAGGGUCGGAAGAGAACGACCCGCAGCCUCCGCCGAUUGAACCAUAUCCUGAAGAACUGGGAGGGAUGCCGUCGGCGAAACGCAAAUCUUCUCAAGAAUCAUUGGGGCCUACUUCGUCGUACGGCGAGGACCCGGAGAGUAUCGCUUCUACCGACGCGAGAUCCAAUUUCUACAGCAGUCCUGCUUUUCCCACCCUGAUAGCGCAACAUGGAAUUUAUAUGGACGACUCCCCGAGCGGCCUCGAAAAAGAGGAACUGGAAUUUUGUCAGGAGCUACUCUCUACCAGUGCCCCUCACCCGGUGGACACGAUGCUAGAUGAUGCCUUCUUCCUAUCAUUCUCCAAAUUGACUCGUAACAAGUCUGAGCAGUGGCUCGUGAAGCACAUGCAUUCGCAUCUUUUUCCUUCACCAGAACUUUUAGCACUUCGCGGACACGAUGAAUUUAAAGGUCUUGGUCUCAUUGAAGGAUGUGGUGAUAACUGGUUACGAGCGAUUUUCCCGGCUUAUGGGAAGUGUCCGCAACCGGAUUGCACGAUAGCCUUCAAGUGGGAAAAUUUUUCGAGGGAAGAACUUCGGAAAUUAGGCAUCACCAUUGGGUUACCUUCCAAGUAUUUGGCCCGCGACGAUAUGUUCUUCCCGUUCAUCACAUGUGAAGCCAAAUGCGACAGCCAAGUCGUCGGACUCGCAGAUCGACAGAAUGUCUACAGUAUGAGCGUUGCUCUCGAGGGCGUCGUCGAUCUGUUCCGGAGAACGAACCGAUUGCAAGAGCUCAACGGCAAAGCUCUUGGGCUGUCGAUAUCUUACGACAAUGACACAGUGAAGAUGUAUGCCCACUAUGUGGUGACCAAUGCUCAGAAGCCGAGUGGCCAACCGUCCCAGCAGCCAGCCAAGAUGACCACGAUGAAAUAUUGGACAAGAAUUGGGCAAGUGUUCCUGAGUAACGACGGGGGCAAAGAUCGGUGGAAGCCAUACGAUUUCUUUUACAACGCAUGUCUCAAAUUCUCCCCCCGCCAUCUUAAGCGAAUCAAGGAAGCAAUUGCCCUCCUACGCGACCCGGCCGAAGCGUCAUCUCAAUCGGUCCCCUCCGUGGACGAAGAUGGUCAAGACCUGCAAGUUGGUCAAGACGUGAAAGUUGGAGAGGGCGUUUUCAAGAAACCCCGGAAUGAUGGUAUCAAUGGAGAACUUCGCAAACAGAUAGCUGGACUUGAGAAGCAAUUAGCGGCUAGCGACGCCCAUCAAGAUGAGGCCAGAAGCCGGGAGUCCGCUCUUCACGAUCAACUGGCAUACCUACGAGAUGAGGCCAGAACCCGCGAGUCCGCCCUUCACGAUCAACUGGAAAAACUACGAGAUGAGGCCAGAAUCCGCGAGUCCGCCCUUCACGAUCAACUGGAAAAACUACGAGAUGAGGCCAGAAUCCGCGAGUCCGCCCUACGAGAUGAGGCCAGAAGUCGGGAGUCCGCCCUUCAAGCACAACUGGGACGUGUGUUACAGCUACUGGAAACAAGGAGUAACUAG
Molecule: messenger RNA, 1947 nt
Organism: Fonsecaea erecta
Lineage: Eukaryota; Fungi; Ascomycota; Eurotiomycetes; Chaetothyriales; Herpotrichiellaceae
Exons: 2
Coding region: 1-1947 (648 amino acids)
Source: RefSeq, a predicted model, not a curated record